GCAAAAUUCUCUGUUUCAACAUUUUCUUCAAUCCCAAACCCCUUCCCCUCCCUUAAAUCUCCUUGUCCCGCUCCAAAAAUCAUACUAUGAAAUUCCAUAAAUUAACUUUUAAAUUUCAUCUUGUUUUCUUGAGAAAAAGCUUGCACCUUUAUCUGGGUGUUUGUUUCCCUCUGAAAUUUUCAGUCUUCAAGAAUCCAAUAUUUGCAGUUUAAGUUUUGAAGCAUUUCAAACAUUCAGAACAAACCCUUUUCGUUUUACUUCUUAACUUCAAAUUCUUGAUACGAAAGAUUCGAUCUUGAUCGUCGUAAACUUCUACUUAUCUUCAAGAAAGAAUCCUCUUUGGUCUGUGAUGGGAAAUUGCUGUGCAGUACCAAAAACAUCCGAUGAGAAGCAUAAAACAAAUCCAUUUGCAACAGAUUUCGGCGCGCCAAAAUCCUAUGUGCUGAGCAAUCCAACGACAGGGCAUGAUCUGGAGGAGUUCUACGAGCUCGGGCGCGAGCUCGGGCGUGGCGAGUUUGGGGUGACAUACAUGUGCACUGACAAGGCGACAGGGGAGAGGUUAGCCUGCAAAUCCAUCUCCAAGAAGAAGCUGAGGACUAGUGUGGACAUUGAUGAUGUUAGGAGAGAGGUUGAGAUCAUGAGGAAAUUGCCUAAGCAUCCCAACAUUGUCAGCUUGAAGGAUGCCUAUGAGGAUGAUCAUGCUGUGCACUUGGUUAUGGAGCUCUGUGAGGGCGGUGAGCUCUUCGACCGGAUUGUCUCUCGAGGCCAUUACACUGAGAGGGCUGCUGCAGCCGUUACUCGAACCAUCGUUGAAGUCAUUCAGGUGUGCCAUGAGCACGGGGUGAUGCAUCGUGAUCUGAAGCCCGAGAACUUUUUGUUCGCAAACAUGAAGGAGACAGCAGCACUUAAGGCCAUUGAUUUUGGACUCUCAGUCUUCUUCCAUCCUGGGCAAAGAUUCAACGAGAUUGUGGGAAGUCCUUACUAUAUGGCCCCGGAGGUGCUAAAGAGAAACUAUGGUCCAGAGGUAGAUGUGUGGAGUGCUGGUGUCAUCCUCUACAUCUUAUUAUGUGGUUUCCCACCUUUCUGGGCCGAAACUGAACAAGGUGUGGCUCAAGCAAUCAUUCGUUCGAAUGUGGAAUUCAAACGGGAUCCUUGGCCUAAGGUCUUCGAUAGAGCCAAGGAUCUGGUCAAGAAGAUGCUCAACCCCGACCCCAAACAGCGCCCUACAGCACAAGAAGUUCUAGAUCAUCCUUGGUUGCAGAACGCGAAAAGUUGAAGUUUAUUCCAAAAUUUGAAGUUUAUCAAUUUUAUGACCAAUCUUUUGAAUUAACAUAUAUUAACAUGAAAGUUGAAAACAAAUAUAUUCUUCAUUUUAAUCAAUAUAGAUUAACAUGAAAGUUUAUACAGGUACAACCUGCGCUUUGGUUGUGAUGAAUAUUACUUUAAAAUAUCCAAAUGAAUUUAUGUGAUAGGAUUAACAUCAAAGUUGACCACAUUUAGAAGGAGGAUAUUUCAAAGUAUAUUUAGAAUUUGAUUUAUUUUUUAAAAAAAUUAAUUUUGAUUGAGAGUCAUUAAAAUUUCGAGUUUUAAAAUAAUUGUUAAGAGAGAGAAAAUGACUAUGCAGUCCAAUUUACGUGAAUUACUCGUCUCUUUUGAUCAUGUAGUGACUAAAUUACCCUUAAAAUUUUGAAAAUGAUAGUAAUUUUUUUAUCUAAAAAUGAUAGUUUACUGAAAUAAAAUGGACCACAUAUUUUUUAUAUUGAAUUACAUGGUUAUUACCAUG
This is a messenger RNA of Salvia splendens (bonfire salvia), 1783 nucleotides long. Its product is annotated as calcium-dependent protein kinase 20. The transcript has 6 exons. The record is from RefSeq and is a predicted model, not a curated record. Gene Ontology annotation, biological process: protein phosphorylation. Gene Ontology annotation, molecular function: ATP binding; protein kinase activity. Lineage: Eukaryota; Viridiplantae; Streptophyta; Magnoliopsida; Lamiales; Lamiaceae. Bases 350 to 1276 code for a protein of 308 amino acids.